Molecule: messenger RNA, 357 nt
Organism: Symbiodinium necroappetens
Lineage: Eukaryota; Dinophyceae; Suessiales; Symbiodiniaceae
Source: the annotation of a GenBank genome assembly
AUGGCGCUUUGGGAAAUAGUCGGUGGCAGCGAGGCAGGUGGCAUCGUGGUGCGUGAAGGACGAGAACUGAAGUCACCACAGGAGCCCGAACGGCUGGCAACGAAGUCGCUUGUGGAGGAGUUGGAGCUCGUUGGAGAACGCCUGCGCUACCGCCUUCAGAGUGGCCGUGGUCCUCAACAAGGAUGGAUCAGCAUUCGAAUUUCCGGCAAGGAGCUGGCUGUACGCCGUGACGAAGCCGGUCUAGCAAAUGGAGCACCACCAAAGUGGGUGGAGGAGUCAGCUGAGAAGAUGCGCGCGUUCCGCGAAGGGCGGAAGAUGCUGCCGCCUCCAGAACCUUGGACCAUCUUGGACCAGUGA